Messenger RNA from Ostreobium quekettii, 1815 nucleotides. The record is from the annotation of a GenBank genome assembly. Lineage: Eukaryota; Viridiplantae; Chlorophyta; Ulvophyceae; Bryopsidales; Ostreobiaceae.
AUGGCGGAAGCGGGGGAUGUCGAAAGCGCACGGAAGGACGAGGGGAUGCGGGGAGGGUUGCCUUCGCCGAGCGACAUCUGCUCGCCUCGAUGUGGCGCCCCAACUUGGCCAGGUCUGCCCGCGGGGGCCGUUCCAUCAGCCGUCGGCCGCGCCGAUGGCCGGGAAGCGAGUUGUUCCGGCAAGCGCCGGCGGGCCGAGCGGAUCAAUUCCGGGGCUGGGGCGCGCAGCAUGAAGAGGAGGAGGCUGGAGGAGGAGCCCGAGAACGCCCCCAGCGCAGGCGCCGAUCUCUACGGUGACGACCUCUGGCUGCCCGGUGGGCCCGGGCCCAAUGACUGCGGCUGCGAUUGCUGCGACGUGCCUGUACUCCUCCACCCCCACACACCGGAGCUCUGCAACCUGUUCUUCGACCGAAGCGACCCCGCCGGCGGCAAGGUCCUCCGCGUGCUACCCCCCACCGCCGACGCCGUCCGCCUCACGGCGGACAACCAUGACUUUGCCAAAAUCGGCGCGCUUGGGGACGCUCGCGGCGAAGGCAUGCCGGAGGACGUCCGCGGCGUGCUGUUCGGGGAUGGGUCGCAAGACAAGGACAGCGAUGGCGACCCGUGGAAUCCCAUUCCGCUGGACGGCCGAGACGGGCACAGGGUGCCCAUUCGGGGCGCGCUGUCGUGCGCGUGGCUGCCCAUCAACAACAGAGACAGGGAUGAGAAGCCCUCAGUGGUGAAACACGUCCCCGUUGGCUCAAAAUGGUCGCCUUCUUUCGUGCCGCCUCCCGCCGUGGAACAGGCGCCUGCUCCCACUGUGGGUGCGCCUGACAGGCGCAGUGAGAGCCAUGUCGCGGUUCCCGGCGUCGCAUUGGCCAAGUUCAAGGCGUUCAGGACGGUUGGGACGCUUGGGUCUGCAAGUGAGCCAGAAAGGGAGGGCAAAAAAGCGGCGGCCGGUGUGGAGGACAGGGUGCUGGUGCCCGUGGACAGGGAUCCAGCGCGCACCAAUGGGGCCAUGGCCUUGCUGACAGCGGGACAGGCAGGUGGAGAGACUCACAAUGAGAUGGGAUCAGAUAAGGGUGUGGAGCGACGAAGGCGGUGUGUGGUGAAUGUCAGGACAGUGCCGCUUGUGGUGGAGGCACGAGGAAGAGGUAGGCGAGGCAGGCAAGCUGCUGCACGGGCCGACUUGGUGGUGCCAAAGGCAGUGGGUGUGCGCACAAGCCCAGCGGCUGGCAGGAGGAAGCCCUGCACUGUUGCGCUGCAGAAGGAACAGUCGUCUGAGAACACUAUCACGGAUCAGGGCUGUGCAUCCAGCGAGACGAUUUCUAACAGGCAGGGCCGAGUUCCUCACUCUGUUGCCCAGUCGAGGAUGCAAGACGGGACCAGCAGUGUGAGAGCGGAAGUCAUCAACAUGAGCAUCGUGUCCGAAGCCAUGCCGAUGCACCUGAUAAAGAUGGAUGUCUGUCUGAAUGCAGCCAUUGCAGGCCAGGACGCCUCCAGAAUACUGCUGAUUCUGGACCGUUUGAUGUCCCUGCAACUCAGCUUUGCUCAUCUGGUGCAGUCUGGCAUUGGCGAAACAGUAACCGCAUUGCGGAGCCAUUGGCACCCCGAUGUGGUGAGCUCUGCAACAGUGCUGGUCAAGCGAUGGAGGUGGAUGGUACAGCAGAACUGGCAGCAGAAGCACCUGCAGCCCAGAUCCAGGGGUGGCAGAGUGCAUCAGAGCAACGCAAGGUGUAGGGCUUCAGCACAGGAGUUGUGUGAUGAUCCUGCUCUUGAUGAGAUUGCGUUGCAUCUGCAGUUCGUGUUGGAAGAUCUUGAAUGUGAUCAGACCUAG